This is a messenger RNA of Polistes canadensis, 2497 nucleotides long. RefSeq lists its product as uncharacterized. Lineage: Eukaryota; Metazoa; Arthropoda; Insecta; Hymenoptera; Vespidae. Gene Ontology annotation, molecular function: ATP binding; protein kinase activity. Gene Ontology annotation, cellular component: mitochondrial inner membrane. Gene Ontology annotation, biological process: lipid homeostasis; mitochondrion organization; protein phosphorylation. The transcript has 2 exons. The record is from RefSeq and is a predicted model, not a curated record. The coding region runs from base 380 to 1954 and encodes 524 amino acids.
AGUAUCUUAGUCAUUCAAAAACUUCUAGUCAAUAAGGAAAGUUUUCAACUAUUCAGUUUUGAAAAAGCUAACUUACUAAUUAUUUAUCCUUCGAAUAUUCGAUAAGUAUCAUUUUUAUUUCAAAUAUAACAGUGAAUAAAGGAUAAUUUAACUACAUAAAUAUGUUACGAAUAUUAGAUACUUCACUGAUUUUUUAUUACAACGUGUUCGUUAUAUGAAUGACAUUUAGGUUAUGUAACAUGAAGAUUAUAUGACGAAAUUAUAAAAAAGAGUUAAUUCAUAAUAUUACUUACAAUUUUUUGAAAUAUAAAAAUAAUAUAACAGAAAUAGAUACACAUAUUUAUUUUUUAACAUAUUGAAGACAUGAUUUAAGAUUUUUAUGGCAAUGAUUACAUUAAGAAGAUUUUUGAAAACUGCUACAAUAAGUACAAUAGCUGUAGGCACUUUGGUAUCCUUAAGAGCUAACGAAUAUGAUAUUGGAUCAAUAGGUAUUGUACGCCUUGGACGUGCUGCUGUUACUGUUUUUAUAAUAGGUAAUCAUUAUAAAAAAGAACUUUACAAUAGCAAUUUAAAGAGUACAUCACCAAAAUAUUUAGAAUUAAAAUCAAAAGCACACAAAUAUGGAGCAGAACGCCUUCUAGAGCUUUGUUGUGCCAAUAAGGGUGUAUAUAUAAAAGUUGGCCAGCAUAUUGGAGCAUUAGAUUAUUUGUUACCAGCAGAAUAUGUUAGUACAUUGCGUGUUUUACACAGUUCUGCUCCACAGUCAUCGUUCAAAGAUGUCCUCAGGGUAAUAAAAGAAGAUUUCAAAAAAGACCCAUAUGAUAUAUUCGAAGUCAUCGAGCCAACACCUUUGGGAACCGCAAGUCUUGCACAAGUUCACAAAGCUGUACUUAAAAAUGGCAAUGUUGUCGCUGUUAAAGUUCAACAUCGUACUGUCAAGACCAAUGCUUUUGUUGACAUAAAAACAAUGUCAGCAUUAGUAAAAAUUACAUCCUAUAUAUUUCCAGACUUUAAAUUCGAUUGGUUAGUCGAUGAAAGUAAAAAAAAUAUACCGCAAGAAUUAGAUUUUACUCAAGAAGGAAGAAAUGCAGAAAAGAUACAAAGCCAAUUUUCUCAUUACAAUUGGUUAAUAAUACCAAAAAUAUAUUGGGAUUUAUCAUCUCAACGAGUUUUAACUAUGGAAUUCUUAGAAGGCGGUCAAGUUAAUGAUCUUCAAUAUCUACGAAGCAAAAAAUUAAAUCCAUAUGAAGUCAGUAGUAAAUUAGGUCGUUUAUACAGCCAUAUGAUAUUUAUUAGCGGAUUUGUACAUUCGGAUCCUCAUCCUGGAAACAUUCUUGUUAGAAAUAAUAAUUCGGAAGCUGAAAUAAUCUUAUUGGAUCAUGGAUUGUACGCAAAUCUUUCCAAUGAGUUUAGAUGGGAAUAUUCUAAAUUAUGGUUAGCAAUAUUGAACGGAGAUAAAUUUGCUAUGCAAAAACAUUGUACGAAUUUAGGCGUAGGUGAUCUUUACGGAUUACUAUCGUGUAUGGUGUCUGGUAGAACGUGGGAUACUAUAAUGUCAGGGGUGCAGAAAAAAAAUUACGAUAAACACGAGAAAGAACUUUUUCAAAAAGAAAUACCUAAUUUAUUACCACAAAUUAGCGACGUAUUGCAAAGGGUUAAUAGGCAAAUGUUGUUAAUUCUUAAAACUAAUGAUCUAAUGCGUGGAAUUGAACAUUCAUUGAAGACACAAAAUCGAAUGUCUUCAUUCAUGGAAAUGUCCAAAUGUUGCAUUCAAUCGGUUUAUGGAGAGAAAUUAAAAUUCUGUUCAAGCGGAUGGAAACGAUGGGAAUUGAGUUUUCUCGAACAAUGGGCUCUUAUGAAAUUAUCAUUUUAUUAUGUCUACUUAGGCUUAUUUCAUUUUGAUAUAAACAAAAGCAUUGAGUCAUACUGGGCAAAUGAUUUCUAUGCUUUUUAAUCAAACUUACAAUUAGAUAGCAAACAAUAUACUAAAAAAUGAUAUAGCAAUUUUGUAUAUUCUUUUACCGAUUUAAAAAAAUAUUUAGAAAUUAAUAUUUUUAAAUUCAUACAUUUUAAUAUUAAUGCCAAAUAGUUGUAACAUUAUUUUUCAUUAAUUAUACAUAUAGAUUUAAAUUGUUACUAAAUUUUUAAUACUGUUUGUUAUCAAUUAAAAGUAUUGAGUAUAAAAAAAUAUAAAUUUAUUUAAUAAACACAUUAAUAAUAAUACAUUUCUAUAUUUGUAUGCCAUAUAUAAAUACCAAGAAACAACCUAACUUAUAUAUUAAAUUCAGGGAAUGUAAUAUAAACAUAUUGUAUAUAUUCUUUGCAAAGAGCAUAAAUAUAUGGAAUUGUUAGAAUAAUUUAUCAUUGCCUCUAUAAAAAAGACAUAAUAUACAUGAAAUGUAACUGCAGAUAUAUAUACUAUAUAUCACACUACAAUACAUCCAAUUUGUAUAAACGAAAAGAAAGUUUGCAAGUAAAUGAGCAAUUUUGUUAAUAA